Molecule: messenger RNA, 1063 nt
Organism: Tilletiaria anomala UBC 951
Lineage: Eukaryota; Fungi; Basidiomycota; Exobasidiomycetes; Georgefischeriales; Tilletiariaceae
Product: putative Rho GDP-dissociation inhibitor 1
Exons: 4
Coding region: 194-790 (198 amino acids)
Biological process (GO): Rho protein signal transduction
Cellular component (GO): cytoplasm; membrane; cytosol
Molecular function (GO): Rho GDP-dissociation inhibitor activity; protein binding
Source: RefSeq, a predicted model, not a curated record
GUCGAAUGAAACACUUGGUCGUGUCAGUAAGGGGAACAGAUUUACCCCUUGUUGCUUGCGCUACAGACCAUCUCGGCGGACGUAUCGCUUCAUCUCCUGGAUGUCCCUAUUCUAUUUCGGAUGCCACGGCCGAAACCUGCUGCGAAAACCAAUUCUUCCCUGAUUCUGAUCUGAGCGUGCGGGGUACGAUACGAUGUCGCAAGCUAUUAACGACGACGAGCUCAGGCCUACUCAAACCGAGGGCUUCAAGGUCGGAGAAAAGAAGACGCUUGAUGAGUACAACCAGCUCGAUGCGAACGAUGAGUCGCUGCAGCGCUGGAAGGCCUUAUUAGGCAUUGCGCCGAACGCCGCGGCGGCCACGGGGCCAAAGCUGGUCAUCCACUCGCUCUCGAUGGAGAGCAGCAGCGCGCCAGGGGGCAAAGUCAGCAUCAAGCUGGACGGGUCCCAAGACGAGCUGGAGGCGCUCAAGAAGAACCCGCUGAUCGUAAAGGAGGGCGUCGACUACAAUAUCGCCAUUAGCUUCUCGGUCGGGUCAGAUGUGCUCUCAGGGCUCAAGUAUCUCCACGUCGUCAAGAGGACCGGGGUCACAGUCGACAAGCUGGAGGAGAUGAUCGGCAGCUACGGGCCACGUCCAGAACCUUACACCAAGCGGUUCAUCACGGAAGAAGCACCGAGCGGCAUGCUCGCGCGAAGUGGGACCAAUGUAGUUCGGACGAGGAUCAUUGAUGACGACGGGACGGUCUACACCGACUUUACUUGGAGCUUCAAGCUCGCAAAGGACUGGGCGUAGUGUGCAUCCUGCCUUCGUUGACCAACAUCCGUGCUUGCAAGCAGCUUCAAUGGGUCUCCAGCCACAUUUCCCUCUUUUCCUCCCCACUUACAGAUCGUUCACAUCCAUCAACUCAGCAUCGCGCCGGCCGCAGGCUGCCGGCCGCAAGGGCGAGGCAGUCCGUCGCUUCGGAGGCCCCAGGCAGCAUCCGGGGUCCGCGUUCCAGCCAGACAUCAUGUACCAAAGCAUCCUCAUCGCCAUCAGCCUUGAAUUUCAUUCGGCAUAUUAUACACA